AUGCCGCCGUCUGCAAGUCACCAAAUGGCGUUCUUGUCCAGCCUGCAGGCCAUGAACGGCAUGCUCACCAAACAGGCGUUCUGGCCACCGAUCACCAUUUUACUUGCCCUCGGACUUCCCGAAGAAGGUCCAAGUCUCCCGUAUCGGGGACAACACGGCUGCACUGAAGGUGAAGCGAAGCGAGAAGUCCUCCUCGCAGCGACGGAGGACUUCCCUGACACUUGGUGUAUCGCAAUCUAUCGCAGCUGAAGAUCCGAGUUGGGUGGUCCUUCGGAGAUAGCUGCAAAUUGUUGAGGAAUGGUUCCCAGAUCCCUCCAGGACGGUAGUCAAGUCCGGGAGGCAUAAUGCAGAUCGUUAACUGGGAGGUGGCGCAACCCA
Molecule: messenger RNA, 378 nt
Organism: Dothidotthia symphoricarpi CBS 119687
Lineage: Eukaryota; Fungi; Ascomycota; Dothideomycetes; Pleosporales; Dothidotthiaceae
Exons: 2
Coding region: 1-249 (82 amino acids)
Source: RefSeq, a predicted model, not a curated record